UUAAUAUUUAUGAAAAUAUCCCUUUAGUAUUCUGUAGUAACGUACUAUUCUGUGAUUUAUGGGUUAUUUGUUAUUUGGAAGAAAUAUAGGUUAUAUUUGAAAACGUUGGAAAAUGGGGUUUUCACUUCGAGGUUUCUGAAAAGCAGUGAUAAUGGGUUGGCAACUUGAAAUUGCUAAAAUGGCAAUGUACUUGGCAUUUCCUGUUACCAUGUUUUAUUAUUUCAACCAACCACAAUUGUUUGAGGAGUGGGUGGUGCAAACAAAGCGAGAAAUAUUUCCACCUGAAAAUGAAGAACAAAGAAAGCAAUUUCGUGACACUUUCAGGUAUAUACAAAAUAAAAAUGCUGGGUUUGGGGCCAAUGCAGAGCAAUAAACAUCUUUAACAUUUAUUGCUAAAUAAAAAUGUAAACAUUGCUACAAUGUGUUGAAAUAGUUAUCAAUGAUUGUUAUUAGACUAGUUUUAAUAUUCA
This is a messenger RNA of Cylas formicarius (sweet potato weevil), 470 nucleotides long. Its product is annotated as protein PET100 homolog, mitochondrial. Gene Ontology annotation, biological process: mitochondrial respiratory chain complex IV assembly. The coding region runs from base 152 to 373 and encodes 73 amino acids. The transcript is spliced from 2 exons. Gene Ontology annotation, cellular component: mitochondrial inner membrane; mitochondrion. NCBI's taxonomy places the organism in Eukaryota, Metazoa, Arthropoda, Insecta, Coleoptera, Brentidae. The record is from RefSeq and is a predicted model, not a curated record.